Messenger RNA from Doryrhamphus excisus (bluestripe pipefish), 1629 nucleotides. RefSeq names its product transcription factor 7-like 1. Gene Ontology annotation, cellular component: beta-catenin-TCF complex; chromatin. Gene Ontology annotation, molecular function: RNA polymerase II cis-regulatory region sequence-specific DNA binding; DNA-binding transcription factor activity, RNA polymerase II-specific. NCBI's taxonomy places the organism in Eukaryota, Metazoa, Chordata, Actinopteri, Syngnathiformes, Syngnathidae. The record is from RefSeq and is a predicted model, not a curated record. Gene Ontology annotation, biological process: regulation of transcription by RNA polymerase II; canonical Wnt signaling pathway.
CAUCACUGCUUUGAAGUCUUUGACGGCAGUGUUGAUGUGAGUGAGAAGGGGCUCCCAGAGACAAGUCUCAGCAUCAAAAUUUAACUUUCCUCCCAUAUGGAUUUGGAGACAAAAAAGGCAAACUCACCCGACAUUCACAAUUAAAAUAACAAACCUAUCACUGGAAACGACCACAGGGCUAUGGAAAUGCCAGGUUUUACAUCAAAAUGUCUUCCUCACAAUCCCGCUCAACCAUCACGACCUGCCGGGCCAAGGUACAACAGCAACCAUCAGGCAAUGGGCAGCCAGCAGAGGGGCUUUGUUCCCAUCCAAAACAGUUACAUGCAACCAAAUCCGGUGAUGGCUGCUCCCAGCAUGCACUUUGUACCCAUGAGUCAUCAGAAUCUGCAGCCGCUUCCCCCGAGCAUUGAAACGCUUGCUCAUGUCCACGGCCAGACUAACUUUGUACCAGAGGUGAUGCUGCCUAAUGGCAUGAAUAUGCGUCCUGUUGGAUUGCUGAAUGGAGAGCUGUUGUACAAAGUUACAGCUCCGUCAAACAUUACUCCUCCUCUUCCAGCCAACAUCCCUAAGAUGAAGAAGAAAACAAAAAAAGUAGAUGAGCAUUACACAGAGCAAACUUAUGUCAAGAAGCCUUUAAACGCGUUCAUGUUGUUCUCCAAGGAGCAUCGGCAAGCUGUCAAGGACAGGUCCUCCUCGACCAAUAUUGCUGUCAUAAAUGAGACCUUAGGAAAGAUGUGGCAUUUGCUACCUGAAAAGGAGAAGGCCAAAUAUUACGAACAAGCUGAAGAAGAGCGGCGACUUCAUGCCCAGCAGCAUCCAGACUGGUCUUGCCGCCACAACUAUGGAAAAAAGCGAUACAAUAAAAGGAUCAGGGAUUGAGCGAAAGGAGUGCGAGGGUCCUGAGAUUGAGGAGGAGACAAAACAGGAUGGAAAUAUAUUUGAACACUGGAAUUCAUAACCUGUACUAGUCUCUUGGGAACAGCUAACCCUAAAGGUCAAACACCAGACACUGUUUUUGACCUCUGUCCUUGUUAACUACAUCAUAUGUAUCCUAGCUAGUGAGCAUCAUUGUAUCCUUCAAAAAGGUGCGUUGUAAUUAUGACAUCUCUGAGUGAUAUUUAGUCAUUCGUUAUAAUAGUAGAUGCAAUUUAUCUGUUACCGAUGACACGGAAAGCAGGACCUGUGCGGGAAGCAUCUUGAUCCAUUGGGAGGUUCCAUUAAAUGCCCCCGCAACCGGGAAUUUAACCAUGAUCUUGCUUUGUGCUGUUACAGGAAAGUGGAGGUAAAUAAACCUGAUCGACUGUCACAUUGAUUUCUUGUCUUGACGUCUCUGUUCACAGAGCUGAUGCAAGGGGAGCAUCAGCUGAGUGGACGGGGAUGACUUUAUAAAAUGUGUGUGUGUGUGUUUGUGUGUGUGUGUGUGUGUGUCAGGAUAUUUGUAGCCACUAUCAAGUCCGCAAAUUGUCUCCACAGAAUCCUCCACCAAUACUGUCUUCAUUAGAGGUUAUUGAACAGGAUGGAAGGUCAUUAGUAUCGCUCAUAAGAUACAUAUUUGGAAACUGUUUUAUUGAGAUUACAUGUAAUGCUGCUGCAAUUGACUUAUUAGAAAAUAAAUACAUUUGAAAAUGA